Messenger RNA from Ficedula albicollis (Collared flycatcher), 3112 nucleotides. It is a transcript of the gene NOL4, whose product is annotated as nucleolar protein 4. The transcript has 8 exons. NCBI's taxonomy places the organism in Eukaryota, Metazoa, Chordata, Aves, Passeriformes, Muscicapidae. Bases 18 to 1343 code for a protein of 441 amino acids. The record is from RefSeq and is a predicted model, not a curated record.
AAAGUGAUGAGUUUGAUAUGAGCGACUCAACUAGAAUGUCAGCUGUGAACUCUGACCUCAGCUCAAAUCUGGAGGAGAGAAUGCAAAGUCCUCAGAACCUCCAGGGCCAGCAGGAUGAUGAUUCAGCUGCAGAGAGUUUUAAUGGCAAUGAGACCGUGGGACACAGUUCCAAUGCUUCAGGGGGAACACACUGCAGGGAGAUGGCAGAAACCAACAGUAAUGGCAAAACAAAUCUGGAGCAGGAUGAGCAGCCUCUGAACCUGAGUGACAGUCCUCUCUCUGCUCAGCUGACUUCAGAAUACAGACUAGAUGAUCACAGCAGUAAUGGAAAGAACAAAUACAAGACUCUCCUAAUUUCUGAUCUCAAGAUGGAACGGGAGGCAAGAGAAAAUGGAAGCAAGUCCCCUGCACAUAGCUAUUCCAGCUAUGAUUCUGGCAAGAAUGAGAGUGUAGGCAGAGGUGCUGAAGAUCUAUCUCUGAAUCGAGGAGACGAGGAUGAGGAUGACCAUGACGAGCAAGAAGAUCCUGAGAAGGUUAACGAAUCAGAUGGGGUAGAAGCUGAGCGACUGAAAGCUUUUAACAUGUUUGUCAGGCUGUUUGUAGAUGAAAACUUGGACCGAAUGGUCCCAAUCUCUAAGCAGCCCAAAGAAAAGAUCCAGGCUAUCAUUGACUCAUGCAGGCGACAAUUCCCUGAGUAUCAAGAGCGUGCCAGAAAACGCAUACGUACUUACCUCAAGUCCUGCAGGCGGAUGAAAAGAAGUGGUUUUGAGAUGUCACGACCUAUUCCCUCACACCUUACUUCAGCAGUUGCAGAGAGUAUCCUGGCUUCCGCCUGUGAGAGUGAGAGCAGAAAUGCUGCAAAAAGGAUGCGGUUGGAUAGACAGCAGGAUGAGGCUGCUCCAGCUGACAAGCAGUGCAAACAGGAGCCAGCCCAGGUCACUUACUCAACAUCAGCUGUUUCCAGCACACAGGAGGUGUUGUACAUCAACGGCAAUGGGACCUACAGUUACCAUAGUUACAGAGGGCUCGGAGGUGGGCUGCUAAAUCUCAAUGAUGCUUCUAGCAGUGAUCUGCAGCCUACCUCCACCACAGCCACAACUCAGCACUGCAUCCCAGGCACCACAAAUGUCCAGUCCCCUUCCAGCUCAGGUCCCACAGAUCUCAGUAUGAAGAGGCAGUUAGCAAGCAGCUCUGGAUCCUCCAGCAGCUCCAGCUCCAGGCCGCAGCUGAGUCCGACUGAGAUAAACGCAGUGAGGCAGCUUGUGGCAGGGUACCGAGAAUCCGCCGCCUUCUUACUGCGCUCUGCAGAUGAACUGGAAAACCUUAUUCUGCAGCAGAACUGAGUCAUGUGACCUUCACACCGGCCUGGUCUUAGCUCAGAAUUUCCACUAAUGACAUUUUGAUUUCCCAGAGCACACACUUCAGUUACUGCACAGUCUUUUAGGAGAGUUAAUUACCAUAAUGCCACACUGUUCUUGAUCCAUAAAGUGAUGUGUUAAGGUGCUUCAAGUGAACUUCGACCUCUGGUAUUUCUGAGGUACUUUACUGUGUCCAGCCUAUUGCUUUUGUUUUAGUGUGUCAGCAUAAAUAUCGAAAAAGUGGCUAGAAAUUAACUCAUUCUAACAAGUGGAGGAAACAGAAGAUGCUGUGAUGGUUUUUUAAAACAAGUGGUUCAAGAUCCAAGUGCAAUAUUAGUGGAAUGUGAUACUGACUCAUUGGACUUAAAGCUGCAGUAUAUGGCAAAACAUUGCCAAAUGUCCUGUUGCUACAGGGCACAAUUGCAAUGAAAAGGAUCUUGUAUUUUAAAAAAAAUGUAAUUUUUAUAAAAAACGAAACAAAAGAUUUUUGUUUUCAUUCAAGAUUUUUCAUUUUUACUUUGGUAAACUUUUUCACUGGUCCUGAAAAUGUUUUGAGGAGCUAUUUUAAGUCCCCCCUUCCUCUCUUGAAUCCCUGGCUGUGCCCUUCUUCCCAACUUCAUAUUCUUUCUACAAGGAGUAACUCUUGAUGCUGGAUAAUUUCCUCCCCUGUGUACUGUAAAUUGUCAUCUAUGGAAUACCUUCCAAAGGAAGUAUGCAUUUCCUGCAUUCAUGCCAUUCUCAACUCCAUUCUGUAAUAUAUUGCAGCUUUAUUAGCAAUUAAUAAAGAGUUGAGCGUUUUUUAAAAAAGACAUAUCGUUGAGAAAAAAAAGAUGAUUUGAUUUCUUACGGUGAGCUCAUCUGACUCCAUGAUCACUGCUGCUGUCUUAUACAAGUCCCUCUAGUUGUGAUUGGAUGUAGAUGAUGAAUGUUAAGAGGUUGCAAGUGACAAUCUGAAAAUUUGCACUCUUGUGUGUAUUUAUUUUUUUCCUUAAUUUAAACAAAAAUUCUUACCAAGGAAGGUCAUUGACACUUCUGGUAUAAUUUGUAUAAUUCCCAGGCCUAGCUAAAACCUGUACAAAACUGUAAGUGGAUGCAGCUGCAACUAUAAUAAAACUCUUCUCUCCCCUUCCCCACUCUUCCCAACCCCUCUAUUUCUUAUUUUAUAAUAUUGAUUACACAUUAAUGGUGUUUUCUUUGUGCACUAUGGCAGGCUUCUUUUUAAGUAUAUAGAGAAAGGUACUUUAGUUUAUGCUUAUUGUACUAUCUGUUCUGUUGUUUAGCUUUUGUUGAAUAACAAGUUUCUUGUGCAUUCCUAAAUUUGCCUUAUUUCAUGUACAAAAUUUUAUGUAAUUCCGUUUUUGACGAUGAGUUUAAGGCAUCAGUGAUAUUUUAUAUCUACUUGUUACAUAUAGUUUUCCAAGUAAUGACUGUGAUUGUGACCAAGUAAUGUGCACUUUUUCUUGUAACUGUGGACAUUGCUAUGCUUUUUUUUCUCUAGUGUUUCUAGAAUUACUGUUGCUUACAGUUAUGUAAAAGAAAAAGAACUUUUGUGAUACUGUUGGUGAAUAUUAAUGUGAAAAAGCCUAUGAAAUAUGAGUAUUUUGGAGGUACAUAGAUACACAAACAUCUCUAAGUUGUGGACUGAUGUUCACAUAUUUAAAUGAGAAUUCAAAACCUGAGGGCUGGAAUCAUUUCCUCUGUUUUGUUUGGGUAAAUAAACAGAUUUCUGUGUUUAAAUACAUGAUUGUGAAACA